AUGGGUGUCACCAAGGAAAUCAAGGCCGCCGGCAACGGUGCCGACUUCCCCAAGAAGGGUGAUUUCGUCACCAUCCACUACACCGGUACCCUCGCCAACGGCGAUAAGUUCGACAGCUCUGUCGACCGGGGUAGCCCCUUCCAGUGCCAGAUCGGUACUGGCCGUGUCAUCAAGGGCUGGGAUGAGGGUGUUCCCCAGAUGAGCCUGGGCGAGAAGGCUGUUCUGACCAUCACUCCUGACUACGGUUACGGUGCUAGCGGCUUCCCUCCCGUCAUCCCCGGCAACUCCACCCUCAUCUUUGAGGUCCAGCUCCUCGGUAUCAACAACAAGAGGGCUUAG
Aspergillus clavatus NRRL 1 is the source of this 339-nucleotide messenger RNA. RefSeq names its product FKBP-type peptidyl-prolyl cis-trans isomerase. The transcript has 6 exons. Bases 1 to 339 code for a protein of 112 amino acids. Gene Ontology annotation, molecular function: peptidyl-prolyl cis-trans isomerase activity. The record is from RefSeq and is a predicted model, not a curated record. Lineage: Eukaryota; Fungi; Ascomycota; Eurotiomycetes; Eurotiales; Aspergillaceae.